Molecule: messenger RNA, 840 nt
Organism: Fukomys damarensis (Damara mole-rat)
Lineage: Eukaryota; Metazoa; Chordata; Mammalia; Rodentia; Bathyergidae
Gene: Hapln4
Product: hyaluronan and proteoglycan link protein 4
Exons: 3
Biological process (GO): cell adhesion
Molecular function (GO): hyaluronic acid binding
Source: RefSeq, a predicted model, not a curated record
UCGGGCUCCGUGGUGGUGCAGACGGCGCCCGGGCAGGUGGUCAGCCACCGAGGUGGCACUAUCGUCUUGCCCUGUCGCUACCACUACGAAGCGGCCGCCCACGGCCACGACGGCGUCCGCCUCAAGUGGACGAAGGUGGUGGACCCGCUGGCCUUCGCCGACGUCUUCGUGGCGCUGGGGUCCCAGCACCGGGCAUUUGGCAGCUACCGCGGGCGGGCUGAGCUGCAGAACCACGGGCCUGGGGACGCCUCACUGGUCCUGCGAAAUGUCACCCUCCAAGACUACGGGCGCUACGAGUGCGAGGUUACCAAUGAGUUGGAAGAUGACGCUGGCAUGGUCAAACUGGACCUGGAAGGCGUGGUCUUCCCCUACCACCCCCGUGGAGGCCGCUACAAGCUGACCUACGCAGAGGCACAGCGCGCGUGCGCUGAGCAGGACGGCAUCCUGGCGUCCGCAGAGCAGCUGCACGCAGCCUGGCGCGACGGCCUGGACUGGUGCAACUUCUCAGGAACUUCUAGCCAGGGGCCCGUGGGCCUAGGCCCAGACGGCACCCAGACAGGGCUGGACUUCCGGAGCCGCUGCCCACCCUCCGUCUGCACGCUAACUAGACGCCAGGCAGCCGCUGUGCACGCGCCCCCCGGGCAUCUCGGUUCCAGCCUGCAGAGCGGGCUCCGCCCUUGGAGCUGUGCGGGCUCCGAGAUCCCAGCCCAGCCUCCCCCGACCCCGCCCACACCUCCUUCCUUCCGGGGAGGGCGAUUUGUACCGCCAGGGCAGAACCCAGGCCGACGCCCGCAGGGAGAGCCAGCUCCUGAACUAGGUGGCGGGAGACCCCAGCUCUGA